UCCGCGCCGCCUCUCCGCCCCUCCGGCCGCUGGGAGCCGCGCGCGGGCCCGCGGAGACCAUGUCCUGACUGAGGCGGGAGGGCGGAGGCGGCAGCAGCGGGGUGGGCGGCGGCGCCGAGGGAGGCGGAGAGGGGCCGGGCUCGGCUCGUCGCCGCGGGCCGUGCGGGAGUCGCCGCCGCCGCCGCUGCCGCGGCCGCCGGGCGCCGCGCGUCAGACGGGAAGGAGGAGCCGCGGCCGCCAGGAAUAGCUAUUCACAGUCAGACAGAACCACUUACACGUUUUGCAGUAUCUCCUGAGGAAGUCAGAGUCUGAGCCAGCAUGAAGAUUGAAUCUUGUCUUUGGUCUGAUUUACCUUUAUUGUAACCAUGUGCAAGGUGGAGGUUAUAGCAUGGAAACUAAAAUCUUACUUCCUGCCUGACAUAACUCACUUCAAGAAGUACACAAUGUCAGAACAUGGGAUUAAGUGGGCCUGUGAAUAUUGUACGUAUGAAAAUUGGCCGUCUGCAAUCAAGUGUACUAUGUGUCGUGCCCAGAGACCCAGUGGAACAAUUAUUACAGAAGAUCCAUUUAAAAGUGGUUCAAGUGAUGUUGGUAGAGAUUGGGAUCCUUCCAGUACUGAAGGUGGAAGUAGUCCUUUGAUAUGUCCAGACUCUAGUGCAAGACCAAGGGUUAAGUCUUCAUACAGCAUGGAAAAUGCAAAUAAAUGGUCAUGCCACAUGUGCACAUAUUUGAACUGGCCAAGAGCAAUCAGAUGUACCCAGUGCUUAUCCCAACGUAGGACCAGGAGUCCCACAGAAUCUCCUCAAUCCUCAGGAUCUGGUUCAAGACCAGUUGCUUUUUCUGUUGAUCCCUGUGAAGAAUACAAUGAUAGAAAUAAACUGAAUACAAGGACCCAGCAUUGGACUUGUUCUGUUUGCACAUAUGAAAACUGGGCUAAGGCUAAAAAAUGUGUUGUUUGUGAUCAUCCCAGACCUAAUAACAUUGAAGCCAUAGAGUUGGCAGAGACUGAAGAGGCUUCUUCCAUAAUAAAUGAACAAGACAGAGCUCGAUGGAGGGGAAGCUGCAGUAGUGGUAAUAGCCAACGAAGAUCGCCUCCGACUACGAAACGGGACUCGGAAGUGAAAAUGGACUUUCAGAGAAUCGAAUUGGCUGGUGCUGUUGGUAGCAAGGAGGAACUUGAAGUGGACUUUAAAAAACUAAAGCAGAUUAAAAAUAGGAUGAAAAAGACUGAUUGGCUAUUCCUCAAUGCCUGUGUGGGGGUUGUGGAAGGUGAUUUAGCAGCCAUAGAAGCAUACAAGUCAUCAGGAGGAGACAUUGCACGCCAGCUCACUGCAGAUGAAGUACGCUUGCUGAACCGACCUUCUGCUUUUGAUGUUGGCUACACUCUGGUACACCUGGCCAUACGCUUUCAGAGGCAGGACAUGCUAGCAAUACUGCUUACAGAGGUAUCUCAACAAGCAGCAAAGUGUAUUCCAGCAAUGGUGUGUCCUGAACUGACAGAACAAAUCCGGAGAGAAAUAGCUGCUUCUCUUCACCAGAGAAAGGGAGAUUUUGCUUGCUAUUUUCUGACUGACCUUGUAACAUUUACAUUGCCAGCAGAUAUUGAAGAUUUGCCUCCAACAGUUCAAGAAAAAUUAUUUGAUGAGGUGCUUGAUAGAGAUGUUCAAAAAGAGCUAGAGGAAGAAUCUCCAAUUAUAAACUGGUCCUUGGAGUUGGCUACACGUUUGGACAGUCGACUGUAUGCACUUUGGAACCGGACUGCCGGAGAUUGUUUACUUGACUCAGUACUACAAGCUACCUGGGGCAUUUAUGACAAAGACUCGGUGCUGCGGAAAGCCCUGCAUGACAGCCUGCAUGACUGUUCACAUUGGUUUUACACACGCUGGAAAGACUGGGAAUCCUGGUAUUCCCAGAGCUUUGGUUUACAUUUUUCACUGAGGGAAGAACAAUGGCAAGAAGACUGGGCAUUUAUACUCUCUCUCGCUAGUCAGCCUGGAGCAAGUUUGGAACAGACACACAUUUUUGUACUCGCACAUAUCCUUAGACGACCAAUUAUAGUAUAUGGAGUAAAAUAUUAUAAGAGUUUCCGGGGAGAAACUUUAGGAUAUACUCGGUUUCAAGGAGUUUAUCUGCCUUUGUUAUGGGAACAGAGUUUUUGUUGGAAAAGUCCAAUUGCUCUGGGCUAUACAAGGGGCCACUUCUCUGCUUUGGUUGCCAUGGAGAAUGAUGGCUAUGGCAACCGAGGUGCUGGUGCUAAUCUGAACACUGAUGAUGAUGUCACCAUCACAUUUUUGCCUCUGGUUGACAGUGAAAGGAAGCUCCUCCACGUGCACUUCCUUUCUGCUCAGGAGCUAGGUAAUGAGGAGCAGCAAGAGAGACUGCUCCGCGAGUGGCUGGACUGCUGUGUGACUGAAGGGGGGGUUCUGGUGGCUAUGCAGAAAAGCUCUCGGAGGAGAAACCACCCCUUGGUCACCCAAAUGGUAGAAAAAUGGCUUGACCGCUACAGACAGAUCCGGCCUUGUACAUCCCUGUCUGAUGGAGAGGAAGAUGAGGAGGAUGAGGAUGAAUGAAAACACACACACACCUAAGGAGCAAAAGACCAAGGCAUCAGAACUGAGAUGACCCACAAAUUAGUGUGGUAUUCUAAGCAGAACAUACAGCAUGGGGUGAGCCAAACCCUGCAGGAUCUGCUCCCAAGUAUCUGUCUUUCUGCUCCACACCCACUGGAGAUAACGAGUGCAUCUGCAUGAGGAGACGGAGAGCUUUGGUUGAACUACAGUUUGUAAAAAAGACCCUAAUUUUAUUGACAGAACUUUUUCUUUCAAAUUGUAAAUCUGUCUCUGAAUGUAACGCAUGUGGUUGUGUAAGAAGUCGUGUACUAGGAAAAGUGCACCAGCAUCUUCAUGUUACUGAACAUUUCCCUAGCAUGGGCACUCAUAAAAAGCACAUGGCAGAUAACUUCGUUGAAAUACUCUCAUUAGAACCUGACAUCCUGCUCCCACCGUACAAGACCCAUUUCCAUUGUUUCAGAGAUUUGGAAACUUUGUACAAAUUAUCCACGGCAAGAUGAAAAUAAACAAGCCUUUAUUUUAUUAAUAA
Onychomys torridus (southern grasshopper mouse) is the source of this 3099-nucleotide messenger RNA. RefSeq names its product zinc finger RANBP2-type containing 1 (gene Zranb1). The record is from RefSeq and is a predicted model, not a curated record. The transcript is spliced from 11 exons. Gene Ontology annotation, molecular function: cysteine-type deubiquitinase activity; K63-linked polyubiquitin modification-dependent protein binding. Gene Ontology annotation, cellular component: nucleus; cytoplasm. Lineage: Eukaryota; Metazoa; Chordata; Mammalia; Rodentia; Cricetidae. Gene Ontology annotation, biological process: cytoskeleton organization; positive regulation of Wnt signaling pathway; cell migration. The coding region runs from base 366 to 2570 and encodes 734 amino acids.